Messenger RNA from Dromaius novaehollandiae (emu), 3011 nucleotides. RefSeq names its product SUMO peptidase family member, NEDD8 specific (gene SENP8). Gene Ontology annotation, molecular function: cysteine-type peptidase activity; deNEDDylase activity. The record is from RefSeq and is a predicted model, not a curated record. The transcript is spliced from 3 exons. Gene Ontology annotation, biological process: protein deneddylation; proteolysis. Bases 287 to 925 code for a protein of 212 amino acids. Lineage: Eukaryota; Metazoa; Chordata; Aves; Casuariiformes; Dromaiidae.
GCCCUGCCCGCAACGCCCCGCCCCUGAGGGGCGCGUCACGACGCCGGCGCCGCCAGCUUUACGGCGGCGCGUAGCAACGGGCCGGUGCCGGGGCGCCGGGACGGGCGGCAGCCGGGGCGCGGGCUAUGAGGCGGCAGGUGAGGGAAGGGUGAGGCAAAAAUGGCGUCACACCACUGCUGUCCUGAGCCCUGUCCCAGCAAGCAGAGGAGAAGCGUCAGAGGGUCUGGUGGCGUAUUGUGACGGCUGAGGAGCCCAGGCCAGCUUUUGAAGCCCCUACCUCCGCAGAAUGGACCCUGUCGUGCUCAGUUACAUGGACAGUUUGCUCAGGCAGUCAGAUGUUGCCUUGCUGGACCCCCCGAGCUGGCUCAACGAUCACAUCAUUGGGUUUGCCUUCGAGUACUUUGCCAGCGACCAGUUCCAGGAAUUUUGUGAUCAGGUGUGUUUUAUUGGUCCCGAAGUGGCUCAGUUCAUUAAAUGUGCCACCAGUCAGGAAGAAGUAGCCAUAUUCCUUCAACCGCUAGACCUUCUCCACAAGAAGCUGGUGUUCUUGCCUAUCAAUGAUAACUCCAACCAGGCUGCUGGAGGCACCCACUGGAGCUUACUGGUUUACUUCAGGGACAAAAAGUACUUCGCCCACUAUGAUUCCCACAGUAAGAGCAACUCUGCCCAUGCCAAGCAAGUGGCAGGGAAGCUGGAGGCCUUCUUGGGCAAAAAAGGGGGCAAAGCAACCUUCAUAGAGGAGAAAGCGCCUGCCCAGCACAACAGCUAUGACUGUGGGAUGUACGUGAUUUGUAACACGGAGGCUCUGUGUCAGGGCUACUUCAAGGGACGUCAGGAGCCUUUGCUGCAGCUCCUCACCCCUUCCUACAUCACGCAGAAGCGAGCAGAGUGGAAAGCCCUCAUUGCUAAACUUGCACAGAAGUGAUCUGGAUGCAGUCCCCACCCCGGCCCCAAACAAUUGCCUUUCCUGCCCGCGAGUCAGCACCCCCAGUGCCUGAGGGAGAUGCCCAUGCGCAGGAUGUUCCCAAAGAAGAAUGUAACCCCUCCAGCAUGGCAACACCCCUGCAAGUACCCUCCCUGGAAAGCCUCAGUCUCCUCUAGGAAUGACUGGCCGUGGGACUAGUAAAGUCACUUUGCUCUCAAUUAAAUCUUCCUGUCAAAGGUGAUUUUUACACUUCUUGCUGUGGCAAAAUGGGCUGCUAAAGAUCCUUCUCCAUCUCCGCCCAGCAGGCAACACACCCUCACAUUAGGUGGCUUUGAUUUGCUCUGGGCAUUGCUGCACUCAACCAGCUUUGGCAAUGUCCUUUAAAACCGAGCCCCAAUUGCUUUAUAAUGGACAUUUCUAAUCUGUGCCUAACGGUACUUGUGAAAUACAGGAUUUAGCAGCAAGGCUGGAGUUGCAGCUGAAAAAUAGAUGCAGAGAUAUUUAUAAAAAAAGAUGAGACUCAAAAAGGAAAGUUAUGAUUAAUUAAAGAAUGGGGGCAAGGAUCUUUUUUUCUUCAUGUAGGUUUUUCUAGGCUGUAUGAAGGUAGCUUUUCUGUCCCCACCCCUGCUUGUUCUUAUUACAUAUUAAAGUCUGACUGAACCAGUGGAAGAUUAAUAGGGAGCUGAGAAAACAAAUCCUAGGAAGGGAACCUUAAUUGAGAUGGAGAGUGACAUCCAUUCUUUGAAGUGUUUUUUGUUACAAUUUUAGGUCAUCUCCAUUCUGCUGUGGGGGGGAGGCAGUCUUCAGCGUUCCCCAACUCUCGUUAUCAUUUGCUACGCUUAGAAUAUAUGAGACAGUUGCUGUUUCCUCUAGCACAGAAACAGAUCUUAUAUUCUCAAGAUGAAAAACAUACCAAGGAGAACAAAGGAGCAGAAUUUGAGGUAUAAAAGACAAAAAUAACUGCAGUAUCCUUGUAGCUCAAGACGUUAGUCCUUAAUAUACUUGUCUGCCUCAUGAUUGGUUUAUUCAAAACAUACUUUUCCUCCAGUGCUGGAUUAUGGCUGGGAUCUAAGAGCCGAUCCUCUUAUCAAAAGACAGGAUUGGCAGUGGAAAAAAAAUGAGAUGUCAUUGCAGGAUAAGAAAUAAUCUAUAACCUCACGAGAGACAAAGAGCCAGUUGCUUAGGCAGUGUCUAGCAGAAUAACCACACGUCUGUAUGCCAACUAGAUCAGUGAAAUACAGGUUAAAAAUAGCCCUCAAAAAGACGGAGGGGUUGUUUUUAACCUGGAUUGCUUCGCUGAUCUCAUUUACAGCCCAGCACCACAAAUGUUUGUGCCAGCACAACAAAGAGGAUGGUGAACUGUAGUGUGGGGCAGGAAUGUCCCAAACUUUCCUUGUUGCUAAGGAAAAGGUAAGUAGAUGCACCCAAAGAGACACUUCCAGAACACCCAAGCAAACGCACACAGGCUAGCCCGGGGGGAACCAAGGGUCAGAGCUGUUACUGCCCUUCCUGGACCCUCCAGAAGGAGCAGCCUGGGGUCCGGCCCCCCCCCCCCCCCCCCCCCCCGCCACUACUGGCCCUCCAUCCUUGCAGCUACAUGGAAAAUCCUUCGCACUGGUCUGGUGGAGCUGCCAACCUGACCGUUGUCUGAAAUAAGAUGCAAUCAGUUGCUAAAGGGGAUUUCCUUUUGAACGCAGGGGCCUGCUUGGCCCGGGCAGCUCAUGCACUUCACGGCCGGCUGUUGAGGGAGGUUGCUCCUCACCUGGUUCCUCUUUGUGGAGCACCCUAUUACCAAGGUGUGACACCACCCCACCCCCUCGGUUUGCCCCGAGGGCCUCAAACGCAGACCAGCACUUCUAACAGACAUUGCAGAUUAGCUGUUCAUUUAUACAAACAGAUACGUCUGUCUGUGGCAUGAUAGCAUUAACUCCUUCCUCCUCCUGUGACACCGCGCUUACCCAGCCAGAGCUGCCAUCAUGGUGUCGCGCAGCAGAAGGGGAUGAAGGAGUGAUUCCUUCUGGGUCCCCUUCCUCCCAGUGAGAGCUGUUGUCUAGAUCUGGGAAUAAAACUUAAUGCGAACCACGUA